GUAGCGUCAUCUAUUUUAUCUCGCCCGGCCGUCAUUAUUAAAUGUCAUUUGAAAUGAUGCAAUCUUUGUCACGCUGCUUGAAGAUUAUUCAAUGAAAAUUUUAAACGAUAAACGACCAUCACAAUGGAUUCUGAGUGUUCUCAAAUCGUCACCGAAAUCAUCGAUGAACUAAUUGAAACGUGCACCAAUUGUACACAGUUUCGAGACAAUGACAAUCGAACGCGUGGUAACGAGUUCAAACAAUAUUCUGAUCAAUGCGAUGAUCAAUCUGAUGCUGGCGAAAGUGGCCAUAAAGAAAUGUCACAGGAGGAUGAGACUUCAUAUCUGGCUGUUGAAGUCGAGAUAUUCGAACAGUUUGACGCUUUGGAAGGCAAUAAUUGCCAAACAGUCGAUAUUAAUGAUCUGAAUCGAGUCAUCAUUGAUGAGAAACUCGAUCGUGAAGACAAUUGUGGGACGGAUGCAAGAUGUGCCGACAAUUUAGAGGAUGAUAAGAAACUCGAUCGUCAAGACAAUGCUGAGCCAGCAAACGAUGUCAAAAAAUCAGCCGGAGCUGAUUGCGAGCUUUCGAUUGGGGCCACGGAUGCAAGAUGUGCCGACACUGUAGUCAAUGAUAAGAAAAUCGAUCGUCAAGACAAUGCUGAGCCAGCAAACGAUGUCAAAAAAUCAGCCGGAGCUGAUUGCGAGCUUUCGAUUGGGGCCACGGAUGCAAGAUGUGCCGACACUGUAGACGAUGAUAAGAAACUCGAUCGUCAAGAAAAUGCUGAGCCAGCAAAUGAUGUCAAAAAAUCACCUGGAGCUGAUUGCGAGCUUUUGAUUCGAGACACCGAUUCAAGAUGUGCAGACACUGUAGACGAUGAUAAGAAACUCGAUCGUCACCGCAAUGCUGUUUCAGCAACCGAUGUCAAAAAAACAGCCGGAGCUAAUUGCGAGGUUUUGGAAAGCUUCUCAAUGGAAAACCGUAGAAGAACUACUAUGACGAACAACUUGGCUUUAAUGACAGUUGACAAUAAUGUCUCCAAGUACGAAGUCAGAUGUGAAGGUUUUCCGAUGAAUAUGAUGGAAGAGGAGCUGGUUUUGAAGUUUGCCAAGUUUGGAGAAGUGUACAAAUUGACGAAACACUUGGACAAGGAACUGAUUUAUGUCACUUUCAUAAAGGCAGAAGAUGCCGAAAAAGCGAUCGAGGCAUUGGAUGGCCGAAUGAUCCAAGGACAUCGGGUCAAACUGUACAAACAACUGCCCAAUAGACGACUGAUCGUCAGAUGUAUACCAAAAACGUUGAACCGAGACCGUUUGUUUGCAAUAUUCAAAUCGAUUACGCCAAAUCUCGUAUCGGUGUCCGUGUACAACGAUCCGUUUAAUGAGAAUUUAAUUCGGAAUUUUUGUUACCUUGAGUACCCAGAUUAUUAUCUUGCCGUCGAUGCGAAGGAUAUUUUGUCAUCGGUGCAAAUUUUUCAUACUUCGCGUCAUUCUGUCGAAUGGCCUGAUCGACGUUUUGAGUGGAAAGAAACACCCGACACGCUUUUUAUAAGCAAUAUACGCUUAAGUAUGGGCUCUCGUGAUGUAUAUGCUGUCUUCUCCGUUUUCGGCAAGCUUGUCGGCGUCAGUAAAAAUGGUAGCUUUGCUAGUGUUAAGUUCCAGAAGGUCGACGAUGCCAAACGUGCAACUAUUGAGGUUGACAAGAAGUUGUUGGGUAACGAAAAUGUCGAAAUUUUAUCUUUCAAGCUGCACAAAGAAAACUCCGGUUAUGAAGGCGACAGGAAUGUGUCGGGUAAUAAAACGGAGAAAAUUUCAUCCGUCCACGUAAUGCCAAGAGACGAACCGAACCUCAACUCCAAUAUAUCGGACACAUUGUACAUCAAUAAUUUAUCCGCGACACUGUCAGCUGCGGAUUUGCGAAAGAUAUUUAGCACUUUCGGCAAUGUUCUGGACAUCGACAUCGACCGAAACGAAGGUUUGGCCUCCGUUCACUUCCCGAACCAAGAACAAGCGAAACGAGCCGUAUCUAGCAUCGACAAGCGACAGCUUGGCAACGAUGUUCACAUUUCAUUCUUCAAUAACACCGUCGUUGGCAAGGCUUCCGAUGUGUUGCACAUCAGCAAUUUGCGAUCGAACGUUAUGACAUCGGAUUUACGAAAACUGUUCGCCGUGUACGGGGAAGUUAUGGAAAUCGAAUUGAUCAGCAAUUCGGCAAUCGUUCAUUUCCGUUAUGCAAAAGACGCGAGAGCAGCUGCUCGUUCUGUUAAUAGACAGUGUAUGGGCGAUGGCGUUAAAAUUUCGUUUGGUGAAAGAACGGAAAUGGAAAUUGAGAAAAAGCCUGCCGUAACAGCGGAAAACAAAUUCGAGAAAAAACCUGCCGGGACAUCGGCUAACAACAUUGAGAAAAAGCCUGCCGCCACACCGAAAAGCAAAAUUGAUCAAAAGCCUACCGGGACAUCGGCAAAUAAUAUUGAGAAAAAACGCGCCGAGUCGGAAUAUAAAACUGAGAAAAAGCGCCUGGCUACGUCCAACACCCUGUACAUUUACAACAUUUACAACGACAUGACCACAUGGCGAUUGAGACAACUGUUCACGGCGUACGGUCACGUGAUGGACAUCAACGUGUAUGCGGAUUAUGCUUCGGUUCAAUUCGCAUGUGAAAAUGAUGCCAUACGGGCUGCCCAUGCGAUCAAUCGAAAUCAUUUGGGAUCGAGCCCGGGUUUGCUGGAAAUUUUAUUUUUUCCGAAAAAUCUUUAAAGAGGAAAUUUGAUUGAGAAUUUAAUUUUGUUUUUUGAUUUUCGCAAAUGAUAAAUUCGAAGGUAAAGCAACUUUUACCAUUUGCUUUUUUGUCGGUUCCAAUUGAUUAUUUUGAUCAAGAUUUUGAAUUUUGUUAAAGAAAUGAAAUGAAUAAAAUGGAAUUGUUACA
Bradysia coprophila is the source of this 2902-nucleotide messenger RNA. RefSeq lists its product as uncharacterized. Gene Ontology annotation, molecular function: RNA binding. Lineage: Eukaryota; Metazoa; Arthropoda; Insecta; Diptera; Sciaridae. The record is from RefSeq and is a predicted model, not a curated record.